This is a messenger RNA of Triplophysa rosa, 4384 nucleotides long. RefSeq names its product pellino E3 ubiquitin protein ligase 1b (gene peli1b). Gene Ontology annotation, molecular function: ubiquitin protein ligase activity; protein binding. Bases 517 to 1794 code for a protein of 425 amino acids. The transcript has 7 exons. The record is from RefSeq and is a predicted model, not a curated record. Lineage: Eukaryota; Metazoa; Chordata; Actinopteri; Cypriniformes; Nemacheilidae. Gene Ontology annotation, biological process: protein K48-linked ubiquitination; regulation of Toll signaling pathway.
CAUAAAACACCUUGGUGUGUUUACGGUCUCUGCGAAUCAGCCGGCGGGCAGCACCGUUUCACAUGCAUUAUUUUUAAUUUCAGUGCCCUGUUUUCUUUAUUUAAAUCCUGCGCAUUAAGGUCGCAUUUACAUGUAAUAGCGGAGAGAGUGUUGUGCUGGACAUUUUGAGGAGAAAUCUCAACACCUGUCUUUGUUAGCAAGUUAGCCUCGCUAAACUCCUCAGCCGUUUAGCAGCCCUCAUCUUUUAUUUCCUUUCAUGGUAUUCUGUUUAUUGUUAUUCUUUAAAUUCAUAUCAUAAUAUCUUUAGUCAGACAGCAGUUAUAGCCAAACGUGUAUUAACGGAGGAGCUCUUUGUUCGUGGCUCAGGAACAAGACCCACAUCAGCACCGCCUUGCAGUGAUGACGAGGAUGAUGAUGGUGCUGAAGAGGAGACAGAGCUGAGAGCCGAGUGUGUGUGGUUGUGUUGCGUUAGCAUCGGGAGCAGGCAGAACCCCCCUCCCCACACACACUGCAUCCAUGUUCUCCCCCGACCAGGAAAACAUCUCCACAUCCUCAACCAAAGUGCCAGUCAAAUACGGAGAACUCAUUGUGCUCGGGUAUAAUGGCUCUCUACCCAACGGGGACAGAGGGAGAAGGAAGAGCAGGUUUGCUCUCUUCAAAAGACCCAAAUCCAAUGGCGUCAGACCAAGCACUGUACAUGUAUCCUGCACCCCACAGGCGGCCAAGGCCAUAAGUAACAAGGAACAGCACAGCAUUUCCUACACGCUGUCCCGAGUACAGACUGUAGUGGUGGAGUACACUCAAGACAGCAAUACAGACAUGUUUCAGAUUGGCCGCUCAACCGAGAGUCCUAUAGAUUUUGUGGUGACCGACACUGUUCCCGGGAGUCAGAGCAACUCAGACACGCAGUCAGUUCAGAGCACCAUCUCUCGCUUCGCAUGCCGGAUCAUGUGCCAGAGGACGCCCCCUUACACCGCCCGCAUCUCUGCUGCUGGGUUCGACUCCUCCAAAAACAUUUUUCUGGGGGAGAAGGCAGCAAAGUGGAAGACGUUAGACGGACAGAUGGACGGUCUGACUACUAACGGCGUGUUGGUGAUGCAUCCUCGGCUCGGGUUCACGGAAGACUCCAAACCCGGUGUGUGGAGAGAGAUUUCAGUGUGCGGAAAUGUGUUCACUCUGAGAGAGACCCGCUCGGCUCAGCAGAGAGGAAAAAUGAUAGAAAACGAGACGCAAGAGUUGGUAGACGGCUCUCUGAUCGACCUCUGUGGAGCGACCCUCUUGUGGCGUACAGCUGAGGGGCUUUCCCGCACUCCCACCGUCAAACACCUGGAGGCGCUCCGACAGGAGCUGAACGCUGCUCGACCCCAGUGCCCCGUGGGCUUCAACACCCUCGCCUUCCCCAGCAUGCGCAGGAAAGACAUAGUGGACGAGAAGCAGCCUUGGGUUUACCUAAAAUGCGGCCACGUUCACGGCUACCACAACUGGGGGAACCGCGACGCCGAGCGGGACGGAAGAGAGGGCCGGGAACGGGAGUGUCCAAUGUGCCGUGCUCGUGGGCCGUACGUGCCGCUGUGGCUCGGCUGCGAGGCGGGGUUUUAUUUAGACGCAGCCCCACCCACUCACGCGUUUAGUCUGUGCGGUCACGUGUGCUCGGAAAAGACAGCGGCGUAUUGGAGUCAAAUCCCCCUCCCCCAUGGAACGCACACUUUUCACGCCGCCUGUCCCUUCUGUGCGCAGCAGCUCAGCGGCGAACAGGGAUACAUCAGACUGAUCUUCCAGGGGCCUGUGGAUUAAACACACCAGCCUAUGGCCCGAUAACCCCCCAGCCUGCUAACUUACAAUAAAUAUUCAAAUGAACAUUCAGCCUUGAUCUGUCUCUUCCAGUUCUGUUCUUGUUAUUUUGCUUUUCUUUUAAUAAAGCCCACUUUCUCUGCGCUCUCAGACUGUUUUCGUUCUUCCUCGGGUUUGUAAGUGACCUUUAUACAGCUUUUUCGAAUACAGAGAAAAACAAAAAAGAUAUAUAUUUUCAAAUAAAAUGAAAAUCCAAGCAAAAAAGAUGAAUGGACCUACUGAAAACAGCAAAGCGUAUGCACACGCCCAUGUUUUGGAGUGUUUUGAUUGGCCGGCUCUGGUUUUCAUUUGAAGUGGUGGGAGUGGCCGUCAUAGAUAGUGAUGUGUACAGUAAUACUCAGCAUUAGAGAUGCAAUACACCAUCCUUGUUUAUGAGCUAAUAGAAGAGUCUAUUUGUACUCGGAUCAUUCAAUAAUUCCCAGUGUUUCACAAAGCAACUUCAUUAGAUUUCAAAAGUUGUUUUCCGUAUAAUUCAGAUAUGUCUAACUUAAAGAAUACGUGUAAACGUUUUUAUUUAUACACAAUAUCAAUGUUUAUCAAAGAUAAUUAUUGGUGUGUUUUUGGGGAGUUUUAUGUAGCUGUUUUUGUUUCUAUUUUUUAGUAUCUCCUGGUCUUUAAUGUCUCAAUGUGAGUCUUUUUCCAUCUUCUACUUGUAGCUUUUGGUAGAGGUCAGAACUUUCUCUGUCCUGUGGUUUGUUCUCAUUUAUGUAUGUAACACAAUUGUGCGUGUGUGAAAUCAUCUUUGCAAUAGUUUCACAGUAAACCAUUAAGGUAAUGCACACAAAAAAAAGUUAUUCCUGAACACCAGACACAUCAGAACUUCCAGAAAGGUUUAAGAGGCCUCCCUUUAAGCACAGGCCAAAACCACGAGCCCUAUCGGUGACUGUAUGAUUGUCCAUGAGUGUUUGCAAAAAUUGUGCGGAUAGGUCAGCUACUAAUAUCUGUCUACCAUAAUCUUGUUUGGAUAUUGUAGAAACAUUGUGAAAUUCAGUCCUCCAGAGAAUGCAUCUUAAAUUAUUUGCUUCCAUUAAGGAGCAUUUGCCCAACAUUGUGCUAGAUUAUCAACACAAGAGUUUGGGUUUCUGAAUGUUUUUAUUUUGAUAGUUUCAUGCUCUCGGAAGCCAAUAAUUCACUGCACAAACAGUGUUUAUCCUCAUUGCGCUUGGACCCGAAGGCUGGUUCCUACCAAGUGGCAGAUGAAUUUGAGCCAAAAUACCGUAGAGCGUGAUUGGAUGCGCAACUUUUUAACAACAAACUAUAUAAGAAGCAUUUUAAUAAAAUAGCAAAAAUAGCAGGCUCAAAUAAACAUGCAUUUGAGUUAUGCUAUUUGCAUUCUGCAGUUUUUCUUGCCGUUUUGGACAAUUUCAGACAGACCUGCUGCAACCCUUCAGUCAAGAACCACUGCACUAACAUUUGUGUUAAACAUGUUUGGAUCCCUCAUGUUAUUCUACUGAUUUGCUCAUGUCUGGACAUUUGAGUUGUGAUUCAUUGUGUACCCAACACCUAUGAAAACAUAAUUCCAAUAGAGGUCAACACUUCAGUGCAAAAUACAUUUUAGGAACGUUUGUUUUUAUUUGUAUUUAUUUAUUUUCAAAGUUGAGUGAUACCACUUUUCCUUCUUCCAUUACAUACAGACCGCAUUCUGUGCAUCAUGAACUGUUUGCCAGCAAGUUAAACAUUUAGUUCCACUUGAAGAAAUAACCUCUGUGUAUGAGUAUGCUAAUAUAUUUGAAAUUUUUAUUUCUGUAAUGACAUUUGAUUUAAUGUAUUGUAUACUGUCGUGUGUACGGCGUGAAUGUGUUAAAUGUACUGUACUGUUUCAUGUAAAAAUCUGGACAGCGUAUGUUGAAUCCAAAGGGUUGAGAAUUCCAGAAUUGUGUGAAAUGGAUUCUGAUAUUCUCCCUGGCUGUGGAUUCCACACUCGUGCCAGAAAUCGUUCAGUUCCUGCUGUUCUGAACAGCGACCAGGCACAGCAUGCUGGUGCAGUUAUCACCUCAGGGAGUUUCCUGCAUCCUGACCACCAGGGUUUGUGUUCAUGAAGUAUUUCAGAUCCACGCAGCUGAUCUGGGAUCUGUGUGUUCUAUAAGCGACUCGGAAGCAUGAUUACGUCACAGAGACAUCUUGUGUCUUGUGUGUUUCUCAUUUUGAAAUCUGAAUUUGAGGAUAUCUCAUUUUCACAGUUUCCCUCGUUCUCAUUCUGUGUCGUCUUUCCAGUAUUAAGCACACUAAAUUUUUGAAUCACAUUUGGACCUUUUAAGGGUAUCGCGCGUUUUGAGACUCUGUGUAAAGGGCUUUAACCUUUUUAUUUUUUUGUCUUUGGCUGUCUUGUCUUCAUGUUUUGGCCUAACCAUUCUGCAUGAUCCUUGUUCAAGUGUGUGUGUGUGUGUGUUGUGUGCGUGCGUGUGUGUGUGAGAGCGAGAGAGAGAAAAUGUGUUCUUGUAUUCUGACAAUAACAGAACGCUUACAGGCAAAUGCUGAGAAUGUUUCUGAUCUACCAUUUUUGUACCAACUUUAAACAAAUAAAAUUUUCUAA